Messenger RNA from Polistes canadensis, 1591 nucleotides. RefSeq names its product serine protease HTRA2, mitochondrial (gene HtrA2). NCBI's taxonomy places the organism in Eukaryota, Metazoa, Arthropoda, Insecta, Hymenoptera, Vespidae. The transcript has 8 exons. Gene Ontology annotation, biological process: positive regulation of apoptotic process; programmed cell death; proteolysis. The record is from RefSeq and is a predicted model, not a curated record. Gene Ontology annotation, molecular function: protein binding; serine-type endopeptidase activity. The coding region runs from base 201 to 1475 and encodes 424 amino acids.
UAAUUAAAUUCUAUAUACAUUUAGAGGCAAAUAACAAGUAAAAAUCUAAUAUAGAUAUUUUGUUUUAAUUAUUAAUUAAAGGAGUUUACUCGUUAAGAACGAUUGUCUUAGAACAGUUCCUUGGCAGCGGUUUCUACGAUAUAUGCGACAACAAAAAGUUAGGAAAUAUCUAACCUGAACUUUAAACGUUGCAUUUCAAAAUGACUGUGCUGUUGUCACGCGUUUCUUUAAAUAUUCUGAAAAAAGAAUACAUGUCACACGUACGACCCGCUAUUUUUUUAAAUGCAGAUCAAUUAAAUCAAGUAAGAAGUAACCACCUGUGUCGGAAGGAAAACAGAAUUAAUACUAGAAGUGGAAAACAUUUGUUAACAUAUACGUUAGUCAUUUCGGGUAUCAGUUAUUUCUUGUACAAAAAAAGAAAUGAUUUGUACGAACGAUUCAGGGAUCUCAAUAUUGGAAUGCCUGUCGUCAGAUCUGCGACCAUUAUACCUAAUCUCGUGGAUUAUAGAGAGAGAUAUAAUUUUAUAGCAGAUGUUGUUGCGGUAUCAGCACCUUCAGUAGUGUACAUAGAAAUUUCUAAUGAUAAAAAAUUAGAUAUGUUCACAGGAAGACCUAUUGGAGCUAGUACUGGUUGUGGAUUUAUUGUCUCUUCCGAUGGUUUGAUAUUAACUAAUGCUCAUGUUGUUAUGAGAAGACGCAAUAGCAAAGUAAAGGUUCGUUUGCAUGAUGGAACUGUAUAUAAUGGUAUAAUAGAGGAUGUUGAUAUGCAGAAUGAUCUUGCAACUUUAAGAAUUAAUAAGAAAGAUUUACCAGUAAUGAAACUUGGUAAUUCGGCAGAUAUUAGACCUGGAGAAUUUGUAAUCGCUAUUGGUUCUCCUCUAUCAUUGAGUAACACCAUAACUAGUGGAGUAGUGAGCAGUACAAAUAGACCAAGUGAAGAACUUGGUCUGGAUAAGAACAUAAUGUAUAUUCAAACAGAUGCUGCAAUUACUUAUGGAAAUUCUGGUGGUCCGUUAGUGAAUUUAAAUGGGGAAGCAAUUGGGAUUAAUGCCAUGAAAGUUACGGCAGGUAUUUCUUUUGCUAUUCCUAUAGAUUAUGCGAAAGAAUUUUUAAAAAAGGCAGAAAUUCGUAGAAAGAACAAAGGUAAACUUCCUGAUCCGAUAGAAACACAUAAAAGAAGAUAUAUGGGUAUAACGAUGUUAACUAUUUCUCCUGAUAUAAUCUUUGAAUUACAAGACAAAAGGGGCUAUUCUUUAGACAUGAUCAAACAUGGAGUAUUUGUCUGGAGAGUAAUAACAGGUUCCCCCGCUUACAAAAGUGGGAUACAAGCUGGAGAUAUAAUUACACACGUUAAUGGUGAACCAGUAUUUGCCGCUGUGAAUAUAUACAAAGCAUUAGAAAGUAGCGGAUCACUGAAAUUGACGGUCGUUAGGCACAGGGAUGUUCUCGUUAUAACAGUGGAUCCCGAAGAUUGAGCUAUUGCAAGCUUAUUAUAUACAUUUGGCAUACCUUGAUUAAAUAACAAAUCAGUGAAUUAACAGAGUUUAUUAAAAAGACAAUAAAAAAAAGAUCAACGAUAUAUAUAUACAUA